Molecule: messenger RNA, 2572 nt
Organism: Myxocyprinus asiaticus (Chinese sucker)
Lineage: Eukaryota; Metazoa; Chordata; Actinopteri; Cypriniformes; Catostomidae
Product: regulator of G-protein signaling 9-like
Exons: 18
Coding region: 172-2220 (682 amino acids)
Biological process (GO): G protein-coupled receptor signaling pathway; regulation of G protein-coupled receptor signaling pathway; intracellular signal transduction
Source: RefSeq, a predicted model, not a curated record
UACAUGAGCGGAGGGGUUACCUGAUUGGAGCACACAGACAUCAUCUUUGUGUGCAUCAGUGAUGAUUAUAGAUUAGACAUAGACAACUAUAGUGCGAUUACCUAUAGAGUAUUUCCCCCUUUCAUUCUCUUACCACGACUGUCGACAGACUGUGCGGUGUGAAGAAGCAAAAUGACUAUUAGGAAUGUAAGGGACCAUGGCCAGCGUUACAGACCGCGUAUGGCAUGCCUGAAGAAGAUCGAGGCAGUGGUGUUGGAGAUGCAGGACCCCAAGACAGGAGUGAAAUCUCAGACCCAGAGACUUGUUAUCACCACCAUCCCACAUGCCAUAACAGGGGAAGACAUUGUUGGAUGGAUCGCUAACCGAUUCAAAAUAAAUGCCUUGGAGGCCCGAGCUAUGGGUACCAUGAUGGUGGCUUUUGGGUACAUCUAUCCACUACAGGAUCAUAAAAGACUUAUCAUUAAACCUGACACAUCUCUGUAUCGCUUUCAGACACCAUAUUUUUGGCCUGCACAGCAGUGGCCAGUUGAGGACACAGACUAUGCUAUUUAUUUGGCAAAGAGAAAUAUACGCAAGAAAGGGAUGUUGGAGCUAUAUGAACAGGAACAGUACAACAACCUUUACAAAUGGAUGAAUCACAAAUGGGAUUUUAUUGUAAUGCAGGCCAAAGAGCAGUACAGGGCAGGAAAGGAGAGGAAGAAGCCAGAUCGAGUGGUUUUUGACUGUCAGGAACGGGCCUACUGGGUUGUACAUCGACCACCGCCAGGUACAGUUAGUGCCAUGGACUAUGGACAUGACAGGAUGGUCGACCCCAAUAUGGAGGAGGUAAAGAAAAAAACAUCUGACUACUACAGAAGAAUUAUUAUGUUCACUCAGCAGUGUAUUAUGAGGCCAAGGGUGAAGUCAUCUGUAUCAAUUGGAGCACUUGUUAAGUACACAACAACAUACAAAGAGCACGACCCCUUCCUCCAGGCCUGCCUCCCAAGCAACCCCUGGUUAACAGAUGAUGUAACAUAUUGGACCCUCAACAUGCCAAAUGUUGAGAUGCCAACUAGAAUGAGGGUGGAACGCUGGACUUUCAGUUUUGGAGAAUUGCUUUCCGAUUCUCGAGGGAGGGCUGAUUUCCGUCUCUUCCUUAAGAAGGAGUUUAGUGGUGAGAAUCUUGCCUUUUGGGAAGCAUGUGAGGAUCUGAAAUGGGGUGCUGCAGAGACAAUGAAAGAAAAAGCUCAGCAAAUUUAUAAGACCUUUUUGGCUCGUGGAGCUCCUCGGUGGAUCAACAUUGAUGGCAAAACUAUGGACAUAACAGUCAAGGGUUUGGCACACCCUCAUCGCUAUGUACUGGAUGCUGCCCAGACUCACAUUUACAUGCUAAUGAAAAAGGACUCGUAUGGGCGAUAUCUUAAGUCCCCAGUGUUCAAGGAAACUCAGAGGAGGGCUAUUGAUCCUGAGGCACACAGAUUCAGUGAGGCCCAGUUGGAGCAGAAUGCCAAGAGACGGCGGCCCAGCCUGAGUCCCAUCAUUCUGAGACAGCAGGAGGAGGAACAGAAGACAAAACUUGCAGCAAGUGGCCCGGUGGACAUUACACAGCUCUGCCGGUUCACAGCCCCUGUGCCUCACCUAGCAGUAUAUGCAGGCAUUUGUGAAGCCCAGUCCACUACCUCUCCUGGACUCAUGACUCUGCCCAACAGUGCUGCCUGCCCCUCUCCCAUCAGUGUGGCAAUCGACAGCACUCCAGCCUCGGAAAGGAGGUUUGAUGGCAAUGGAGGGCCUUCGUCCUCCCAUUUCCCAUCCAUUGCAGAGGCAUCAGUAUCAGAGGAAGAUAACCAGCCACCUGCCCCUAAGUCUCGAAUGGCUCUUUCACUGAGCAGACUUCUCCGCAGAGGAUGCAAUGCCCCAUCUGUCUUUGCUAGCCUUUCCCCAAAAUGUGCAGUGACUUCAGGGGGAGGGAAAGUACAGCCACUUGGAGUGGAGCCACUUGCACAACCUCAACCAAGAAGAAUUGCAAAGUUAGUGAGCACUUUUGUCUUAUUUCUUGUGAACAAACACACAUAUUGGACACAGAAUAGAAUGCAUAACAAUCUAUACAUGCAUGAAACCAUAAGAAAGAAAAAUCACAAAUACGAUCUCUUAAAUAUCUAUUUUCUUCUCCUAGUCAAUGAUGCAACUGAAUCGCUUAGGUCUCCUGCUUCACCUGAGAAAAAGACCCCUGCAAUGUCUUAAAAUGUGACAAGUUACCAAAGACUUUCAACAAAAGUCAGAAAUUUCAAUAUGAACUUAUCAAACAUUUCUCACCUUAUUUUAGCUACGCUAUCCACAUUCAUUUUAUAGCUCUACUCUUGUCAACAAUGGACUAAUUUCGGUUAUUUUUGACUUCUUCGAACAAAUUUUAGGAUACACAUCUGAAAAAAAGCUGAUACUUCAAUGAAACAUAACUAAGAAUCUCAUAAAGCAAAUACAGUAAAUAUCUUGGAAAUCAAAUUCUUGAAAAAAUUUAACAAAACAUUAUUAUUUUCACAGCUUUUUUCAAAUCAAAGUUGACAUCCCACCUGAAUGCCGGAUCUACCCCAUUGAU